AUGUCUUCAAGUGAUGCCGUAGCUCCACCAGAUACUGAGGGUGAUGGCUGUUGGAUGAGUCAACAUUAUAGGUUUGUUUGUCAAGCUCGAGAAAAGGAACCAGAUGUCGUACUGCUUGGUGAUUCAAUUUUUGUUUACAUGCAGUUUACUCAAACAUACAGGAAACACAUCGAGCCGUUGCACUGUGUAAAUUUUAGUAUUGCUAGUGAUCAAACGCAAAAUUUACUUUGGAGAAUUGAAAACGGUGAACUUGAUGGCUUCUCACCCAAAGUGGUCGUGAUCAUGGUUGGCAGUCAUAACACUAUGCAUUCUGAGGAGGAGGUUGUCAAAGGUAUCCUGACUGUUGCGGAGAAAACAAAAUUUAAGCAACCUCGUGCAUCAUUGAUAGUCAUGGGUCUUCUGCCAUGUGGUCGAAAUCCAAACAGAAGACGUACAAAGCAUGCGAAAAUUAACAAGCUUCUCGCUGAAGUUUUCACCUGUCGACCUGAUAUUACAUAUCUAAACCCUGAUUGGGAUGGUUUUAUUCAACCAGAUGGAACUAUUUCACAACGCGAUAUGUUUGACUACAUGCAUCCUACUGAAAAUGGCUACGAGAAGUUAUGUGACCCUUUACUAGAAGAGCUACAAAAUUCCUUGCAUACAUUCUUAAAGACUAACGCACCAAAUAGUUUUAUAGAAGACUCCUAA
This is a messenger RNA of Heterobilharzia americana, 687 nucleotides long. The record is from the annotation of a GenBank genome assembly. NCBI's taxonomy places the organism in Eukaryota, Metazoa, Platyhelminthes, Trematoda, Strigeidida, Schistosomatidae.